CCUGCAGGCACCGUGUUGACAAAUAAUGUCGAUACAAUGCGACCUGACUGGACGGUUUAAACUCGGUCAGGAGGAAUGGCGCCUUCAAUGUAGCUACCAUGGGACUACUGUAUACCCCGCUGAACAUCCCGGCUACUACCAGGCGGCAGAAAAUGGACCGCGAAGCGCCUGUACUCUUUGCACAGGAUCAACCCUUACCCUUCAAUUCACCUGACUGGUAUCCUCAAGAUCAAAUACGAGGACGAAGUACCUGAGUACUUAGGUUAGGUAGUCGACAGUAUGUCGAACGCUCCGAUAAUAGCAUUCGAUUACGACUUUUCUCCUUACUCACAGAAGAUCCGCGCCGCCCUCGCCGUCGCAGGUAUCUCCUUCGAGCGUAGCGACCAGCCCCUCGUGCUGCCGCGACCCAUUCUCGAGCAACUGGACAUCACAUACCGCCGCAUUCCACUCCUCGCAUUCGGCAAGGACAUUUAUGUUGAUUCGUCACUCAUCAUCGACGAGCUGCAAUCCCGUUAUAAUGCGCUGCCAACUACGCCCGCAGACAAGGCGUUCGAAGUUUUUGGCGUGCAGAUCUUUGCCAGUGCGCUAAAUGUCAUCCCCACAGCUGCCCUCACGCCAGAAUUUAUAAAGGACCGCCUGACCAUUUUCCCUGCUUUGGCAAACCCCAAUUAUGCUGAACUCAGACCCAGUGGCCUGGCAGAGAUAAAGGCGAAAUUCAACAUCAUCGAGAAAGAAUUUUUGGGCUCAUCGCCGAGUGCAUUCAUCAGUGGCGAAAAGUUUGGACUCGCAGACCUCCAUGCUGGUUGGGCCGUAGGGUGGGCGCUCAAAGCCAUUGGCCUUGGCCAGGAACCAGGAUUUGGCGAACAAGACUUUCCUAGAAUUUACAAGUGGGUAGCAAGUUGGCCGAAGCCUCAGUACACCGAUCUGUCUCAAGAGCAGCUUAUGGACAAGCUGAAGGAUGCAGACUACACUGCAAAGGAGAUUGGCGUAAACGAGAAAGACCCUCUGAGCAUUCGAGCGGGUACAGACGUCACGGUAGAGAACAGUGAUACGGAGGCUGGCGCACAUCCACAGAAAGGCAAGCUUGUUGGCACCAACGAUAGGGAGACAGUGAUCGAGCUGAAAAAUGGCAUACGCGUCCAUUUCCCACGUAUAGGAUAUGUAGUCAAAGAGGCAAAAGCGAGUGGCAUGGCAUCCCGAUUUGGACGGUCAUAGAAAUAUUUCAGCCUAAGUGGUUGGACCUCACGAGCACGUUUGUUGUGCAGUAAAGUUUGUGGAUUUGUAUAGAUCCCUGCUUCUGCUAUAGCCAUGUCCAGUAACAGGCAACACUAAGCUAGACUUGCGUCAACAACAAGAACUCGAUCUCCUGUCCU
Messenger RNA from Boeremia exigua, 1373 nucleotides. RefSeq lists its product as uncharacterized. The transcript is spliced from 2 exons. The record is from RefSeq and is a predicted model, not a curated record. Bases 280 to 1215 code for a protein of 311 amino acids. NCBI's taxonomy places the organism in Eukaryota, Fungi, Ascomycota, Dothideomycetes, Pleosporales, Didymellaceae.